Molecule: messenger RNA, 1577 nt
Organism: Bombyx mandarina (wild silkworm)
Lineage: Eukaryota; Metazoa; Arthropoda; Insecta; Lepidoptera; Bombycidae
Gene: Gmppa
Product: GDP-mannose pyrophosphorylase A
Biological process (GO): biosynthetic process
Source: RefSeq, a predicted model, not a curated record
AUGUUGAAAGCCGUAAUACUUAUCGGAGGACCACAAAAAGGUACCCGAUUUCGGCCUCUAUCACUUGACAUUCCAAAACCACUAUUUCCAAUAGCCGGUUUACCCUUAAUACAACAUCAUAUUGCCGCUUGCACUAAGCUGCGAGAAUGCAAAGAGAUCUUAAUCAUAGGCUCAUACACAACCACUCAGAUGACUCAGUUUGUUAACGACAUGCAGAAGCUAUACCGUGUAAUAAUUAGAUACUUACAAGAGUUCACACCACUUGGUACGGGAGGAGGUCUGUACCAUUUCAGAGAUCAAAUCCGAGCAGGAAACCCAAGUGCAUUUUUUCUAUUGAAUGGCGAUGUCUGUGCCGAUUUUCCAUUAAGAGAAAUGUACGAAUUUCAUGAAGAAAAACCUAAUGCUAUUGUAACGAUAAUGGGUACUGAAGCAACACGCCAACAAUCCGUGCACUACGGUUGUAUGGUAUGCAAUGGCUCUAAUGCAGUCACACAUUACGUAGAGAAGCCAAAUUCAUAUGUGUCUACAUUAAUUAAUUGCGGUGUCUAUGUAUGUUCCCUCAACGUUUUUCAAGUAAUGGCUGAAGCUUUUCAAAAGAAACAGGAUGGAUUUUAUAGUGGUAACGGUCAGGGCACUCCACACCCGGGAUACAUGUCAUGGGAGCAGGAUGUUUUGGCACCGCUGGCCGGCACUAACAAAUUGUAUUCAAUGCAGGUGUCAAGCUGGUGGUCCCAAGUGAAGACGGCCGGUUCCGCGAUAUACGCGAACAGACACUGUCUAACGCUACACUGCACUAGAGACGACGUUUGUCAGAUCAUACCCGACGUCUACAUACACCCGAGCGCCACUGUCGACUCAACGGCUGUCAUCGGGCCUAACGUCUCCAUAGGUACGGGCGUUACAAUAAAAGCUGGCGUCAGAAUAAAGGAAUCAAUAAUACUCGAAAACGCGACCGUGAACGAACACUCCCUGAUCAUGUAUUCUGUGGUCGGUCGGGAAGCUUCAGUGGGCGAAUGGUCGCGUGUAGAAGGAACUCCUUCAGAUCCUGAUCCGAACAAACCCUUCGCCAAGAUGGACAACCGACCGCUAUUCAAUACGGACGGACGACUCAACCCGUCUAUCACUAUAUUGGGUGCAGGAGUCGUGGUACCCGCUGAGACGAUUUUGUUAAACUCCAUAGUGCUACCUCAUAAACAUUUGGCGAGAAGUUUCAAACACGAAAUCAUAUUAUAGUUUUUUAUUUUAUUUUUCUAAACGACAAUACAGGGCUGUAUGUGAUGCAUUCUGUGCGCAUAGAUUUUGUUAUCUGUGACUUUUUUUAAAAAUGACGUAAAAUGAGUUUCUUGGCGGGAACGUGAAACCCGUUUUGUUUUUGUUCUGUCAAUUUAGUGUGACAAGUUGAAUCGUGUAAUAAUGACGAAUUGUUAACUGUUUAGGUAGAUGCGACAUUGUACUUCCCAAUCUCCAUAAUUCUCGAUAUACGGCAUAACAUAACAUAUACAGGCAUUAUUUACUGGUGGUAGGACCUCUUGUGAGUCCGCGUGGGUGGGUACCACUGCCCUGCCUAUUUCUGCCGU